Molecule: messenger RNA, 1133 nt
Organism: Hermetia illucens (black soldier fly)
Lineage: Eukaryota; Metazoa; Arthropoda; Insecta; Diptera; Stratiomyidae
Exons: 3
Coding region: 163-969 (268 amino acids)
Source: RefSeq, a predicted model, not a curated record
UGAAAUGUGAGGAAAGCUUCUCAAUAAAGUCAGUCCUCUUGUAAACGUUGAUAAGACAACUUCAUUCAUUGAGUUCUAACAAAACUAUCCGUGAAGUGAUUAGAAGAUUUAAUUUAUCAGAUUUUAAUAGCUUUUUUAAUCAACUGAUACUAUCAAACAAAAAUGUCACGUAAACUGGAGAUAACCCACAAGGAUUUCAAGAAGCCUCGCCAUUUCGACGACUAUGAAUCAAUGAUAUGCUAUGACGCACCCGCAGCUGCAAUAGUAGAUCGAAGGACCUAUGAUGAGAAGCGCCAAGCACUCCUCAAGGGAGAGCAAAUCUUAUUGCUGGACGUCCCCAAAAGGGAAGCGCGUUGUUUCAAAGUGCUCAAGGGAGAAUUGUGCCGAAUCAGCCUCCCAGAAGGACCUCAAGUAGGCGAUCUUAACCUUUGGAAUUUAGAUAAUUUCAAGGAACGUUUCUACUCUGGAAAAACACGACAACUCCAUGGAUCGCAUCUUCGGAUGUAUGAUCGUUUGUGGAGCAACUUGCCGUAUUUGAAUCCGAUGGCAACCUUCGUUUAUGAUACUUUGUGCCAAUAUGGGAUCGACAAGGAUGGUGGUGCACUGCAUGAUGUUAUAGGGACCAGGUGCGAUGAUUACACGUACAAGCUGAUAACUGGCAAAGAUCGAGUUGGAAGCUGCCAUAGUAAUUUGAUGAAGGCUGUCCGUGAGUAUGGUUUGAAGGAGGAGGAUGUUCACGAUGUAUGGAAUGUGUUUAUGUGUACUGGGUUUACUAGGGAUACCCAGCAAUAUUUUGCUAAACCAACCCCAGCUCGCAAGGGAGAUUAUCUGGAAUUUAUUGCUGAGAUGGAUCUUUUAUGUGCCCUGAGCGCUUGCCCACAAGGAGAUGUAUCUACUGCAGUUGGCCAAGUGGUCCCUGAUAGCAAAUGCUUUCCAUUGAGAGUGGAAGUGUUUAGAUCAGACAUUUAAUAGUUUGAUUUUGCAAAGGAUAUUGAAGAAAAUUAUAUAAACAAGAUUUGGAGCUACUAGAGAUGUAGUUUUUGAUUUUAGUCGGAAGGGAAACUUUUGCUUAUUAACCUCAGGAAGUUUUCUUCAUCCAUAGUGGGAUCAAAUAAAAUCGGAAUUUAUUUUUU